AUGACUCGAAGACCUUCUGGGGGAGGACGCCAACGCCUGUUCACACAACAGCAGGAACUUGCCGUUGUGGACCUAGUGAAGGCAGACAAUGCCAUCCGUCUCCACCAGCUACGAAAGAAAAUACUUGCAGACAGGCAAGUGUUCAACAACAUAAACCAUGUGAGCAUCACCACCAUCAGACGCAUCUUGGGAAAACACAGCAUCACCAUGAAGCAGCUCUACAGAGUCCCAUUUGAGAGGAACAGUGACAGGGUCAAAGGACUUCGAGCUGAAUAUGUACGGAGAAUCUUGGCCAUGGAUGGAGCUGCACAGCCGCAUGGAUUCAUUUUCAUUGAUGAAGCUGGAUUCAACCUGUGCAAAACAAGACGACGGGGUCUUGUACAGAACAGACCAGAUCAGCCCAGGUUUGUGGUGAUAUGGGAUAAUGUCAGUUUCCAAAGGGCUGCUCUGGUCCAGGCCUGGUUCUCCAACCACAAUCAAUUUGAAGUGGUAUACUUGCCCCCUUACUCACCAUUUUUAAACCCCCAACCGCAUGCCCCGAUGCCUCUUCUGCAGGCAAUGGAACAGGCCUGCGGAGACAUUCAGGUGACAGCAAUCCAUGGAUGGUUUCGACAUGCAAGAGGAUAUUUUCCCCGGUGCCCAGCGGGAGAAGACAUUGCUUGUGAUGUCGAUGAGGUCCUGUGGCCAGACCCCAACAGACGGCGGGAUCCAUGA
Clarias gariepinus (North African catfish) is the source of this 714-nucleotide messenger RNA. RefSeq lists its product as uncharacterized. Gene Ontology annotation, molecular function: nucleic acid binding. The record is from RefSeq and is a predicted model, not a curated record. The transcript is spliced from 3 exons. The coding region runs from base 1 to 714 and encodes 237 amino acids. Lineage: Eukaryota; Metazoa; Chordata; Actinopteri; Siluriformes; Clariidae.